GAGACAAUGUAAGAAUUAUGGUCGUAUUGGACACUUGAUUAUCAAGCGGCAUUGAGGACAUUGGAAAAUUAUAAUUGCCGAUUCUCUGAGCUGGAUACCAUUGUUAUCUCCGCACUCUCCAUAUAUCACGAGUUUCUUUUGACUGGCAUACCCCAAGUUAGCUCACAACCUCUCCGCAUCCCGCAGAGACUGGCCCUCGCGGGGUCCAUCCACGUCGGUUGCAGCUCCGCCAUUACCCCCCAUGAUAUCCAUAUGAAGCCUAUCUUGGUUGCAGUGCAUGUAAUAUGACUUCUAUAAUACGACAAGCUUAUAUGCAAUGCGUUGCGAUCUCUUUGAAUAUUACCCGAAGAGAGGAUAGGUGGACAAGGUAGAGUAGGCUAAUAUAAUCUUGCUAUAUAGAUACUCGCUCGUAGGGUAAUUUCUCCACUCUCACCCCUUUGGAUACUGAACCUACAAGUUGAAAGACGUAUGAUAUUGUGAAAAUAUGUUUGGUGCCACGAUUUCUGCGAAUCCGCUGAAGCUGGAUGUUAGAAGCCAUACUAAGUGUAUCUUGAUCUGUUUCGUUGUGACGAUCUCGACGUUCCAGUAUGGCCUUGACUACGCGCUCGUCGGUGGCUUUCUUUCGAUGCCGGGGUUCUUGGAAGUGUAUGGGUACUAUGACACCGAGCUCGAGUCUUGGAACAUUCAUCCGGUAGUACAGCAGCUUAUAUCAAGCCUCAUGACAAUUGGAACAUUCAUCGGCUCACUUCUCGUCGGCCCGUUCAGUAGCAAGUUUGGUAGAAAAGCCGGAUUAUGGUCUGCAUCGGUCCUCAAUUUCGUUGCAACUGCCAUCAUGAUAGGGACAACAAACCUCGGUUCUCUCUAUUUUGCUCGUCUAUUGCUGGGCGUCUCUGUGGGCUGGUUUCUUACCUUCUCGCAGCUCUACGUACACGAGGUGGCUCCGGCACACCUUAGAGGAGUCACGUUUGCCGUGUAUGCAACCCAAUUAGCGAUCGGUUCUAUCGUCGGCGCCACAGUUGACUAUGGGACACAUGAUAUCAAUAAUCGGCAAGCUUAUCAAAUCCCACUGGCCAUCUUCUUCGUCGCACCUACGUUUCAAGCGAUUGCAUUGUUCUUCUUCCCCGACUCGCCUCGGUGGCUUGCAGUUCAGGGCAGGGAAGCCGAGGCAGAGACCGCGUUGCGCCAACUGCGUAACUCGAAUAUCAAUGAGAUAGAGCUACGCGCAGAACUCAACGAGAUCAAACAAUCGACCCGUGAGCAAGUUGAGGGGAAUAAGAAGGCCCUGUUCUUGGAAAUGUGGCGAGGCACAAAUCUGCGUCGCACACUUUUAUCCAUCGCUGUGGUUUGUUUUCAUUCUGCUAACGGCUCAUCCUGGGUCAAUAUAUAUACAACCUACUAUUUGCAGAUAGCAGGCGUUUCUAACCCGUUUGCUUUCUCAAUCCUAAUAACCGGCAUUGGGCUCAUUGCCGCUAUUCUCAGUUCGCUAUUUAUUCGGUUUAUCGACCGUCGCGCGGUUAUGGUCAUUGGCGCUUCCGUAUGUGGGCUCGCGCAGCUUGCACAAGCCAUAGCUUGGACUGUAAGUCCAGGGUCAGCGGCAACCGCCACAGUUGUAAUUGUGUUUAACGGGGUAUUCGUGUUUAUUUACGUAGCUUAUUCUCCGUUCGCCUGGCUUCUUGGGGGCGAGUAUCCUAAUAGCGCACUCCGUGGUUAUUGUUUCGGCUUUGCAACCGCAUUGAACUUUCUCGGAAACUUCCUAGGCACAUUGACAGCGCCCUACUUCAUAAAUCCAGCUAGUCUCAACUGGGGCCCGAGAUAUGGAUAUAUCUGGUUUGCAUCAAAUGUAGCCGUUGCUGUCUUCGCGUAUCUCUUUCUUCCCGAGACUCGAGACCGGACGCUAGAAGAGAUACACGAGAUGUUCGAAAACAAAGUGCCAGCCCGAAAAUUCAAGACGUAUGUCUGUGUUGGGGUGGAGAGCUACGCCGCUGCAGUAGAGAAAGGGUCGGUUCAACAGGAAGAACUAGUGACAACCCAAAACAUAAUAUCUUCUGGUGCCAGUUCAGGGAAAGGGUAAUACGGGGUUCGCCGGCUACGAGGGUACGGAUAUUAGGUCACACGCAAGAGGUGUCUCUAAGGGACAACGACCACAUUCUCUGAAUCCAUUCGUAUUCAUAUUGGGUAUUGCAUUGCAUUUACAUUAAUCAUUAAAUCAUG
Xylaria bambusicola is the source of this 2211-nucleotide messenger RNA. Its product is annotated as MFS transporter. The record is from RefSeq and is a predicted model, not a curated record. The transcript is spliced from 8 exons. Gene Ontology annotation, molecular function: carbohydrate:proton symporter activity. Lineage: Eukaryota; Fungi; Ascomycota; Sordariomycetes; Xylariales; Xylariaceae. Gene Ontology annotation, biological process: transmembrane transport; carbohydrate transport. Gene Ontology annotation, cellular component: membrane. The coding region runs from base 485 to 2071 and encodes 528 amino acids.